This is a messenger RNA of Stereum hirsutum FP-91666 SS1, 1794 nucleotides long. Its product is annotated as T-complex protein 1. The record is from RefSeq and is a predicted model, not a curated record. Gene Ontology annotation, cellular component: chaperonin-containing T-complex. The transcript is spliced from 8 exons. Gene Ontology annotation, biological process: protein folding. Gene Ontology annotation, molecular function: ATP binding; ATP hydrolysis activity; ATP-dependent protein folding chaperone. Lineage: Eukaryota; Fungi; Basidiomycota; Agaricomycetes; Russulales; Stereaceae. Bases 1 to 1662 code for a protein of 553 amino acids.
AUGUUCCAACGCGAUCCCAGAGCUGGAGCCUUCCUCGGUGGUGACAGGGUAUCUGGUCAGGAUAUCCGCGAUCAGAAUGUCGUUGCGGCCAUGACGAUUGCAAACAUCGUGAAAAGUUCCCUUGGGCCACUCGGACUGGAUAAGAUGCUGGUGGACAACAUUGGAGAAGUCACGAUUUCUAAUGAUGGUGCUACGAUCCUUGGCCUCCUUUCCGUCGAGCACCCAGCCGGUCGCAUAUUUGUCGAUCUAGCUCAAAAGCAGGACAAGGAAGUUGGAGAUGGAACCACAUCUGUUGUCAUCAUUGCCGCUGAACUUUUACGACGGGCGAACGAGCUUGUAAAGGCGAAGAUUCACCCUACGACAAUCAUCACUGGCUAUAGGCUCGCGUGCAGAGAGGCGGUCAGGUUCAUGCAGGAUCAGUUGAGUGUGAAGGUAGAUGCGCUAGGAAAGGAUGCUUUGAUCAAUGCUGCGAAGACUAGUAUGUCGAGUAAGGUCAUCGGCGGAGAUGAUGACUUGUUUGCACCGAUGGCCGUCGAUGCCAUGCUUGCCGUCAAGACCACGAAUUCGCGUGGGGAGACCAAAUACCCUGUGAAGGCAGUCAAUGUGCUCAAGGCUCACGGACGGAGUGCUCGCGAGUCUAUCUUUGUGAAGGGUUACGCAUUGAACUGCACUGUUGCAUCGCAAGCCAUGAAAACACGGAUCACGAACGCCAAGAUCGCCUGUUUGGACAUCGAUCUCCGCAAAAUCCGUAUGCAAUUGGGUGUCCAAAUCCUCGUCGAAGACCCUAACCAACUGGAAGAGAUUCGUAAACGCGAAGCCGAUAUCACUCUCGAACGUAUUCGCAAAAUCCUCGCUGCUGGUGCAAACGUCAUUCUCACCACAAAGGGUAUCGAUGACCUUGCUCUCAAGGAGUUUGUGGAGGCUGGUGCCAUGGCCGUUCGUCGGUGUAGAAAGGAGGACCUCCGUCGUAUUGCGAAGGCAACCGGUGGUCAACUCGUUUCGAGUCUUGCAAACCUGAACGGCGACGAGACCUUCGAGGCGAGCUUCUUGGGUACCGCGGAGGAAGUCGUGCAGGAGCGGAUAUCAGAUGACGAGCUGAUACUGGUCAAGGGCACGAAGGUCGUCAGCUCUGCGUCGAUCAUCUUGCGUGGCGCGAAUGAUUAUAUGUUAGACGAGAUGGAGAGGGCUCUGCACGAUACGCUUUCGAUUAUCAAGCGCACGCUCGAGAGUGGCUCUGUAGUUCCUGGAGGAGGAGCGGUGGAGAGUGCGCUGAGCAUCUACCUGGAGAACUUUGCAACGACUUUGGGCUCUCGGGAACAACUCGCCAUCGCAGAGUUUGCCAGCGCGCUUCUUGUUAUUCCCAAGACUCUCGCCGUAAACGCCGCAAAGGACGCGACUGACCUCGUCGCCAAGCUUCGGGCAUACCACAAUGCAGCGCAAAAUGCACCGGCAGGAGAUCAGAAGAAGGUUCUCCUUCGGUAUGGCCUGGAUUUGUUAAACGGGGAAGUGCGGGAUAAUGUGGCGGCGGGUGUGCUCGAGCCAACGGUCAGCAAAGUUCGCAGCUUGAAGUCCGCGUUCGAGGCUGCCGUAUCUCUGCUCCGGAUCGAUGAUGCCAUUCAAUGUGUUCCUGAACAAAAAGCAGAUGAUGGCCACGGACAUUAGAAGGAAUGAAAGAGGAAGCGAUAUUCUGCUAGUAGAUACACAAAAGUAAAGCAUUGCCCGUUUUGUACUCUUGCACCUUUUUUGCGCUGGAAUCUGUACCUCCGGCGUUUUCAUCUAAGAAAAUGGAGAGGG